This is a messenger RNA of Acipenser ruthenus (sterlet), 1400 nucleotides long. RefSeq names its product B-type lectin plumieribetin-like. The transcript is spliced from 5 exons. The coding region runs from base 1 to 510 and encodes 169 amino acids. The record is from RefSeq and is a predicted model, not a curated record. Lineage: Eukaryota; Metazoa; Chordata; Actinopteri; Acipenseriformes; Acipenseridae.
AUGAGAGAAGAGGCUCGAAGAGCAAAAGCAGCCCGCAGAACCAACAAACUGGAAUUGGACGACUUCCUCACCAAGGGACAAUGUAUCUUUUCAACAAAUGGCAAAUACAAGGCUAUUUUUCAGGACGAUGGGAAUUUCGUGGUGUAUGAAUACCCCGAAGGUGUGCCAAUAUGGGCUAGUGACACUUGGGGAAACAGGAAUGCUGACAGGGUUAUCAUGCAAGGAGACUGCAAUCUGGUGAUGUGCGAUACCAAAGGGACUGCCCUGUGGCAAUCCAACACUCACAUGCCUAACUGCCAAGCCUGUUGCCUGACUAUGCAAGAUGAUGGCAACUUAGUUAUUUACAGAGACAAUAAAGAAAUUUGGUCUGCAAGAAAAAAUAAAAUUCAAUCUGUUUUGAAUAGUGUGAUGGGGGACUGCUCCAUCUUUAUGAACAUGAUUGGGACUGGCAGGGAGGGGGUUAAAAUUCUCCCCUGCCAGGAAAACAUGUGUGGCUGGAGCCCUAAUUGAAUAAUUAGCAAUUAUUUUAAUUGGGCUCCAGCCACAGGGGAUAAAAGCCAGGGGAGAGGCCCUGGCUGGAGGGAGUUCUAGAAGGAGAUGAAGAUAGUGUUUUCUGUUUGUUUUGCAACCAGUGAAGGCAACGCCCAGCCUGGAAGCUUUAUUUGUAAGUUUUGUUGUGUUUAUUUUGUGUAUGAAACCUUUUUGUUUGGCCCUUGUGCCUAUUUAUUUUGUAUUUUUUGUUUAUUAAAAAGAUCAAGCUCUUUGCAUUUAACUUAGUAUGCAGAUAAUAUUGCAUCUGUCCAAGCUAGUACUUGCACCUCCCUUUCUCAACAGAUCUGUCCAAUAAAGUGAAUGUUAUCCAGCUUUAUAAGAAUGGCCUCCAAGAUGUCGAAAUCAAAAGCCUAAAUUGAACGUUUUUUUAAAGAAAACUUUCUACUGUAAUCAGUUGUGUAGUUUCUUGCCUAUUUCCUGUAAUGACUACAAUAUAUGUGCAUGAAGUUACUCCAGUAUAACUGCACUGACAUUUUUGCCUUGGAUCUAUCACACCUUUAUGGGCAUUGGAAAAAAAAAAGCAUUAAUCCUGUAUUGAAUUGUAAGGCAGGAAUUUGUAGUAUUGCUUUACAUAAGUAUUAAAGUAUUUAACAAUAUGGAGACAUGGAGGAGUGAAAUUCCUGUAAGCGAGGCUGAGUAAGUCAGGUGAUCACAAAACUGAUAAGAGAAGAACAAGGAGGGGAAAUGGCAAAUUUCUAUGAGCGAAAUGUUAUUUUUGUAUCGGGACAGAUAUACAAGCUUUGUAACCUCUGCUGCGAUCAAAGAAUCUGGAGGAGACUCUCUCCAGCAUGCUGUUUGGCUUUGUUCUUGCAUAUUACAAUAAAGCAACUUCAGGUUUUGAAAUCAGA